UAAUUUCACUCUCUUAUCUUCGCCAAACAGUUAACAGAGGAGAGAGUUUCUCUCAUCAUCCUCUCAAAACGGAAACUCGGGAAUUUCAACUCAUCAUCCACUUUGACUCAGCGGUUCACCUCACUGAGUCAACUAAAAGUUAUGGCGUUACCGACUCAUCAGUUACAGAGAUUCCUUGCAAUCGAGUUCAAUUUCAUCUCCAAUCCCAAAAUCGCUUACAGGAACCAACUAACCGCAACAACGGCGAUAAGAUCUAGUCCAAGAAGCCCCUGCCGUUGCUCCGCGAUUGCAAUCAACGCUCCUUCUUCGCUAACGGAUGUUUCCGGGAUCCGUUGGGGGUCGACGAGUGUGCAGGGCAGGCGCGAAGAGAUGGAGGAUGAUUUAGUUAUACGAUCGGACGGUCUUGAUGGAUUCUCGUUCGCUGCCGUCUUUGAUGGCCAUGGCGGCGUAGCUUCCGUCAAGUAUCUCAGGGAUGAGCUGUACAAAGAGUGUGUUACAGCUUUACAAGGUGGAAUUUUGUUGAACGAAGGAGAUUUCAACGCUAUUAAGAAGGGGUUAGCGGAAGCUUUUCAAAAUGCUGAUAAAAAGUUGCUCAACUGGCUUGAAAAGAUUGGAGACGGCGACGAUGAAUCCGGUUCAACCGCCACAGUCAUGUUAAUUGGAAAUGAAGUGCUCUUCAUUUCUCAUGUUGGUGAUUCUUGUGUGGUUUUGUCUUGUGCUGGAAAAGUACAAGUCUUGACUGAUUCUCAUCGACCCUAUGGCAGCAACAAGGCCUCUUUGCAAGAAAUUAGAAGAAUCAGAGAAGCAGGUGGAUGGAUUAGCAAUGGUAGGAUUUGUGGUGACAUAGCUGUAUCCCGUGCUUUUGGCGACACUCGAUUUAAAACGAAGAAGAAUGAAAUGCUGAAGAAGGGAGUUGAAGAAAAGAGAUGGUCUGAAAAAUUUAUUUCUCGUGUAGUGUUCAAUGAUGACUUGGUCAUAGCAUCUCCAGACACUUUUAAAGUAGCUCUUGGAUCAGAUGCAGAAUUUGUCCUGUUGGCAUCUGAUGGUUUAUGGGAUUACAUAAACAGUUCGGACGCAGUUGCUUUUGUUCGAAAUCAAUUACGAGAACAUGGAGAUGUUCAGGUAGCAUGUGAUGCACUUGCACAAGCCGCUCUGGAUAAAGGCUCAGAAGACAAUGUCAGCAUUAUCAUAGCUGAUUUCGGGCAUACUGAAUGGCAGAAAUUGCCAGUUGAGCAACAAAAUUUUCUGUUUGAAUUUGGCCAAGCUAUAGCUACAGUAGGGGUUGUGUCACUUGGAAUAUGGUUGUCAUCUCAGGUUUCUUUUUGAAUUUUACUUAAUCAGUUGUGUAUAUAUAUAUAUAUAUAUAUAUAUGAACACGUAGAUUUCACAGUAGUAUGCAUAAUGGAAACUGUAUAUGAUUAGCUAGCACUUUUGGAUAACUUGAUGUAGGCAACUUUUAAUGAUUCAGAGUGUUAUUGUUUUAUUUUCUUUUC
Molecule: messenger RNA, 1493 nt
Organism: Gossypium raimondii (Peruvian cotton)
Lineage: Eukaryota; Viridiplantae; Streptophyta; Magnoliopsida; Malvales; Malvaceae
Product: protein phosphatase 2C 57
Exons: 11
Coding region: 142-1326 (394 amino acids)
Biological process (GO): protein dephosphorylation
Molecular function (GO): protein serine/threonine phosphatase activity; cation binding
Source: RefSeq, a predicted model, not a curated record